This is a messenger RNA of Plectropomus leopardus (leopard coralgrouper), 852 nucleotides long. RefSeq names its product steroidogenic acute regulatory protein 2 (gene star2). Gene Ontology annotation, molecular function: cholesterol binding; cholesterol transfer activity. The record is from RefSeq and is a predicted model, not a curated record. Gene Ontology annotation, biological process: regulation of steroid biosynthetic process; steroid biosynthetic process; intracellular cholesterol transport. Gene Ontology annotation, cellular component: mitochondrion. NCBI's taxonomy places the organism in Eukaryota, Metazoa, Chordata, Actinopteri, Perciformes, Serranidae.
AUGCUGCCUGCUGUUGUAAAGCUCUGCUGUGGAAUCUCCUAUCCACAUCUGAGGAGUGUAGCAGGACUUCAACGCACAGCUGUGGCAGUGAUAGGCCAGGAGCUCACACACCUCCAGAGAUGGGGACGGUUCCAACAUCACACGAGAACACAUGCUGGAUUGAAGUAUAACGAUCCUGUAACUGAAGAUAUAAAGCCUGCACCAUCAAAAGAAAACCAGCUGUUCUUUGUACAAAAAGGCCAAGAGGCUAUGAGGGAGGCUCUGUGUAUGCUGGAUGACAAACAAGGCUGGAAGGUCGAGAUCACAGAGAGCAACGGGGAUGUGAUUUGCAGCAAAGUGAUGCCCGGAGCUGGGAAGGUUUUCAGGCUGGAGGCGGUCCUUGAGGCCAGCGUGGACGAGCUCUACGACCUCCUGUUUGUCCGAGUGGAGGAGAUGCACCAGUGGAACCCGAGCAUACAGCAUAUCAAAGUUCUGAUGCGUGUCGGACCCGAAACGAUUGUCACUCACGAAGUUUCAGCCCAGACGGCGGGAAAUCUGAUUGGCCAAAGGGACUUUCUGAGUGUGAGACACAGUUGCAAACAAAACUCCAGCGUUUAUCUUGGAGGAACAGCGAUUCAGCUGGAGCCUUUCCCACCUCAGGCGGGUUUUGUGAGAGCUGAGGAUGGACCAACCUGCAUCAUCAUUCAGCCUCUGGACGAGGACUCAGGAAAAAGCCGCUUCACAUGGCUCCUUAAUAUGGAUGUCAAGGGCUGGCUGCCAAAGUCCAUUGUCAAUCAGGCUUUGCCCCGAGCACAGCUGGAUUUCAUCAGGCACCUCCGCAGACGUCUCACAGCGGGCGCCACGCUGAGCUGA